CAAGGACCUCUCCGAGUUAUCCACUCACACCACUACUUGUUUCUCAGAGUGAGCCCCCAGUUCAGCUGGACUUGUGACCACUCCCACCACCGGCCAGGAGCACUCCAGCGUCUGCUCCUCAUCCUCCUCUUCCGUUGAGGUCCACCCCGAAAGGUCCACAAGCAUGGAUGUGGAACCUGGGCCCUUGUUGACUGAGCCAAGCCAAGAGCCCGCCUCUUCCCGGCCCCCUCCUCCGUCACCCCCAACCUUGCCUCCCCCCACCACUCUCCCCACCGGGCAUCUCAACAUCCCUCUCAUCCUGGAAGAGUUGCGUGUUCUGCAACAACGCCAGCUCCAUCAGAUGCAGAUGACAGAACAGAUCUGCUACCAGGUGUUGCUCUUGAGUUCGUGGGGGCAGGUUGGGGCUCUGGCCCCUACCACAGAACCUGCUUCGGUGGUGUCUGCCCCACCCAAGCCCCCUUUGCCCGUCUUUUCCAUCAAGACUGAGCCUGGGAGGAGCCAGGUGUCCGCCUCUCCAGAUUUACCAAAGCCGGCAUUCUUCCAUCUCUACCACCCGUUCCCUGGUGGCACCAGGGUGCCCAAAGCUGAGCAGCUCCUGGCUCCAGCCUUCCCUACAUCCACAGGUGUCUUGGCAGCCCAGUGCUUAGGGACUGCCCAGGGUCUGGAGCAGGCCACAUCUCCAGGACUAUUGCAACAGAAGAACGGAGGAGGCGGGGGAGGAGGAGGAGGAGAACCCAACUUGGAAGGUGAGAAACCAAGUGGCCGCCACAAAUGCCAUUUCUGUGGGAAGAUCUUCGGCAGCGACAGUGCCCUCCAGAUCCACCUGCGCUCCCACACCGGUGAGCGUCCCUACAAAUGUAACAUUUGUGGGAACCGUUUCACCACCCGAGGCAACCUUAAGGUCCAUUUCCAUCGUCACCGGGAGAAGUACCCCCACAUUCAGAUGAACCCUCAUCCAGUCCCAGAGCAUUUGGACUACGUCCUGACCACUUCGGGCCUCCCUUACGGCAUGUCUGUGCCGCCUGAAAAAGCUGAGUCAGGAGAGGACCACAGGGCCCUCCCUGCAGCUGAGCGCAAGGCCCUGAGUGCCACUGAGAGUCUGACCGUACUGUCUGGCACAGCUCCUUCGGCUGCGGCUCAAGCUUUGCCCAAUUUCAACAACCUGGUCCUGAUGAAGAUGGUAGAAGCCAAGGGGAAGGGGGACGAGAACACCCCUCCUGAAUCAGAGGUGGAGGGGGCCCGUCUUCAACUGGGGAAACUUGUGGGGGCCUUGCCCAGCUGGGCUCUGUUGUCCAAUCACUUCAAAGCAGGCCCAGCCAUGGGGCCCUUCCCCUACGUCCUGGAGGCCUCUCCCUCUGAGACCUCCAAGCUUCAGCAGCUGGUAGAGAAGAUCGACCGCCAAGGUUCAGGGCCUAAUCAAUGUGUCAUCUGCUUGAGGGUCCUCAGCUGUCCCCGAGCUCUGCAACUUCACUAUGGGCAGCAUGGGGGUGAACGCCCCUUCAAGUGCAAAGUCUGUGGGCGAGCCUUCUCCACUCGGGGGAACCUGAGGGCUCACUUUGUGGCCCACAAAACCAGCCCGUCAUCCCAAGCACAAAACUCUUGUCCCAUCUGCCAGAAGAAGUUCACCAACUCCAUGAGCCUCCAACAGCACGUCCGAAUGCACCUGGGUGGGCAGAUCCCCAACGGAGCUCUCCUGCCUGAACCUUCAGCCCCAGAGGGGGCCCCAUUGGGAGAAGGGGAGAAGCCACGGGAGCAGCCACCUGCCCCCCAGGAGGAGGGGCUGUUGGAGGAGGAUGAAGAAGAGGAGCCCACUGACGAAGACUCAGUGGAAAGCAUUGGAGAAAAGGCAGAGCAGGUCUCCAGCCCUGAAGGUCUGGGUCCUCCCAAGGAAGGGGAGGAAAUGGGGCAGCCUGAGGGGGAAGAGGGAAGACCCGGAGUACUCUCCUCCUCCCCACUGGGGCCCCAAAGUCCUCUCUGCCCCUUGAAGGAUGGGGAAGAGAAGGCCUAUAUGGAAGAAGAUGAUGGUGGAAUUGCCCCGGUGAAAGAAGAACCAGAGAAGGACAAAGGAACUGGUGGAGAAGGUCUGUCCAAGAAGCAGCAGCAUCAGGGCAGCCAAGCCAAAGAGGAACCAGUGCUGAUCUGUGGGAUUUGCAAACAGCCCUUCACCGACAGGACGGCCUUGCACAAACAUGCAAUGACUGUCCAUCCCCAGGUUCAUCUUGGGAGCCACGUUUGGAGCAAUAACCAGGCGCAGCGGGGAUGGCACCUGCCUCUGGAAGGGCCCCUGCCGGUGCUCUCCGGGGCCCAAGUCAAGCUGCAGGACUUCCUGGGACAGGACAUCCCAGCCCAACUGGUGGGGGUGGAUCCCCUUUCCUUCUGGAAUCAGUACACUGCCUUUGUCUCUGGGGGCCUGCCCGCCAAGUCUGCCCACAGCACAGCGGCUUCCGUUGUUUCAUCUUCCUCCUCUUCUUCCCCCAACAUGACCACACAAAGCCUCUUUGGAUCGAGCAACGUGCCUGGGAAGGUGGUCCCCGCGGAGUCCAAGGAGAAGCUUCCGGUGACCAACUUGCUACUCCUUUCCCCGCCAGCAGCCCCCAUUUUGGAAACAAUCCCUGAGAACCAAGGAAAGGGGGAGAAGUAA
Pseudonaja textilis is the source of this 2641-nucleotide messenger RNA. The record is from RefSeq and is a predicted model, not a curated record. NCBI's taxonomy places the organism in Eukaryota, Metazoa, Chordata, Lepidosauria, Squamata, Elapidae.